Messenger RNA from Metarhizium album ARSEF 1941, 1431 nucleotides. RefSeq names its product zinc finger protein zpr1. The record is from RefSeq and is a predicted model, not a curated record. Gene Ontology annotation, cellular component: nucleus; cytoplasm. Gene Ontology annotation, molecular function: zinc ion binding. Bases 1 to 1431 code for a protein of 476 amino acids. The transcript has 2 exons. Lineage: Eukaryota; Fungi; Ascomycota; Sordariomycetes; Hypocreales; Clavicipitaceae.
AUGUCUGCAGACAAAAAGAAGGAAGAGACGACGCAGAACCGGAGCGAGUUCUUCGAGUCUAUCGGCAGCAAGGUUGACGGCUUCUCUGCCCCCGCCGAUCGCGACACCCAGGAAGACGAAGAGUAUCGGCCCGUCGAGGAGAUUGAAUCGCUUUGUAUGAACUGCGGCGAGAAUGGCGUCACCCGUCUCCUUCUCACGGCAAUCCCCUACUUCCGUGAAGUAGUCGUCAUGUCCUUCUCCUGCGAGCACUGCAACGUGCAAAACAACGAGAUCCAAGCUGCCGGCACUGUCCAGCCGAAAGGAACACACUACGAGCUCCGUCUCACCAGUCUCCAAGACCUCUCGCGGCAAGUCGUCAAGUCCGACACCGCCACCGUCAAGUUCAUCGAGAUGGAUCUGGAGAUCCCCCCCGGCCGCGGCCAACUCACCAACGUCGAGGGUCUGCUCAGCACCGUCAUUGACGACCUUGAGAUGGACCAAGAGGCCCGAAAACAAGGAUCCCCCGAGGUUGCCGAAAAGAUUUCCGCCAUCAUCGCCAAGGGCCGCUCCAUGCUUGCUGGCGACUCGUUCCCCUUCCGCUUCUACGUCGACGACCCGGCCGGCAAUUCCUUCAUCGCACCGGACCUCAAAGACGGCGUCGGAAAAUGGGAGAAGCGCGAAUUCACCCGGACCCCCGAACAAAACGCCCUUCUGGGCCUCGGCGACACCUCCGAGACACCCGCCGACUUUACCAACCCAGGCCUCGCCGCGGACGGCGAAAUCAUCCCCAACGAAGUAUACAGCUUUCCAGCAAGCUGUCCCGGCUGCAUGCACCCCUGCACGACGCACAUGAAAAUGGUAGACAUCCCGCAUUUCAAACAAGUCGUCCUCAUGUCCACCGUCUGCGACCACUGCGGCUACCGCUCCAACGACGUCAAAACCGGUGGCGAAAUCCCAGAGCUCGGCGAGAAGAUCACGCUCACCGUACAGGACGCCACCGAUCUCGCCCGUGAUAUCCUCAAAUCCGAAACGUGCGGUCUCGAGUGCCCCGAACUCCAACUCCAAGUCAACCCGGGCACGCUAGGCGGCCGCUUCACCACCGUAGAGGGCCUCCUCACACAAGUUCGCGACGACCUGCACGGCCAUAUCUUCGAAGCCAAUGGCGCGGGACGAGGUGGCGACUCGCUGAGUUCCUCCGAGAAGACGCAGUGGGAUGCUUUCUUCGCGGGCCUGGAUGCCGCCAUCAGGGGCGACAAGGAAUUCACCGUCGUUCUGACGGAUCCGUUUGCAAGCAGUUUCGUGCAACCACUCGUCGAUCCGCCAGCCUCUGAUCCCAAGAUCAAACGAGAGAAUUAUCAGCGAACCGACGAGGAGGAGGAGGAGCUGGGGCUCAAGGAUAUGAAGGUGGAGGGAUAUGAGGAGCCUGAAGAUACUGGCUCAAAAGAUGAAUAA